CGGAUGUUGCCUGUAAGUCCUGUUUGUCCUGCAGCCGCCUGUCUGAAGUUUUCUCUCUACUAAAAGCUUUCUUGACCCGGUCCGGUUCGGUUCGGUUCGGGAGCUGAAGCGAGGCUCCCAGUAAAGUCCUGCCGUCUCCUCAGAUGCCUCCUAAACCCCUGGAGCCUCUGGCCAGGCGGCUGAUGAAGGGAGUGAUCGUGGUGGAGCUGCUGGGAGUGUUGGGGGCGUACGCUCUGUUCCACAGGAUGAACAACAGCCGAGAGUUCAGGAGCACCAUGAACGAGAAGUUCCCUUCAAUCCUGGAAGUUUAUUACCAGUCCAACGAGUGGGCGGGGAUCUACUGCAUCAGAGAGCGCGACCGCCAAGCCUGGGCCGACAAACGGGACUGAGGGUCCGACGCCGGAGCCGCCGCUGCUACUUCUUCUUCUUCUUCCUGAAGGUCGCGCCUGCGGGGCGGGUUCUGCCCAGCGGCCUCCUCUUGUUGAACGAGCUCUUCUUCCUGCGCAGCGUCUUGGCGUCCCGCCCGUGGAUCCAGUCGUCCCGCUGAGCCUCCCACUUCAGCUGCUUCAGGCCUGCAGGAUGAACAGAACCUUUAGAACCAGGCGGGUCAGAACCACUCCACUAGCCCUGCUCUAACAAUCAGGACGCGGGUCGCCUUUCCUUUCCUCCAUCCUGACUUUCCCACCUCUGGAGGUCCGAACUGUUUAACCCUGAACUGGGAAAUCUUUCUCUGCAGACGUUCUGUCCCACUGGACCCAGUGGAAGUGGUUCUGCUUCAGCAGAACCUUUGGACCUUACCGGCUCGGUCCGUGUUGGCCAUGGCGUUCAGGCCGAUGUUGUCGAACUUGGAGUCGCUGUUUUCGUCCAGCAGGGAUCCGAACUGAAGGAGAACAGGGACAGUUAGUCUCCAGAGCCGGUGGUUCUGUGGCGCCCCCUGCUGGGCCGGAUCCGGUUGGAAAACUCACCUCCUCAGCAGCAGCGAACACGGCUCCAUCUGUCUUUGGUUUCUUCUUCUUCUUCUCCUUUUUACGCUCUGAACAGAGGAAGAAAACAGGAAGCUAGAGAACGGUUCUGAAUGAAGCAGAAUUCCUCACCGACCCGGAAUACUGACGGACCUAAAGAUCCGGAGAAGUCCAGGUCCGCUGAGGAUUUCCUCUUCCUGGUUCUGCUCCGAGGCGCGAUUUCCGGGACCUCGCUGUCCUUGUCCGACUCUGCAGGGAGGAGAGAAAGUUCAUGUUGGGAUUCCCAGACAAAUUGGAAAACUGGGAUGAGGAAGAUCAGAACCAACCAUCAGGAACAUCCUCAUCCUCGCUGAACUCCAGCUCCGGAACUGAAAGAGGAAGAACCUGGACUCAGACGGGGAGGAAAUGACCCGGAACGUGUGGUUAUGUCGGACCAAUAGGAUACCCUACCAUCAUCAUCAUCAUCAGGAUCCAUGAAGGUCCCUCCUUCCUCCUCCAGGUCGUCUCCAAAGUCUUCCUCAUCCAUGCUGCCCAGAGACACCUCUUCAUCGUCCAGGUCGUCCACGUCGGAGUCCUCCGAGUCCUCCUGCUCCUUCUUCCCCUUCUUACUCUUCACAUUCCUGGGAAACAGGAAGAGAGACGAAGGUUAGGACCCAGAGCCGGAGUCAGGAUGGGGCCACAGGAACCAUGACUCAGCUGGAUGGCUUCUAAAUGACCCGUCCAGCAGGGGGCGCAUCGGUCCUGCAGAAACCUUCAGGAAGUUUUUAAAGAAAUAUAAAAAUGUUUUAAUUAAAUCUGAAACCAAUUUAAUGAGAAGUGGAAUUAAAGGACGACUCACCCUAAAUGAA
This is a messenger RNA of Cyprinodon tularosa, 1810 nucleotides long. Its product is annotated as protein CEBPZOS-like. Lineage: Eukaryota; Metazoa; Chordata; Actinopteri; Cyprinodontiformes; Cyprinodontidae. Bases 144 to 389 code for a protein of 81 amino acids. The transcript has 4 exons. The record is from RefSeq and is a predicted model, not a curated record.